This is a messenger RNA of Schistocerca gregaria, 1174 nucleotides long. RefSeq lists its product as uncharacterized. Gene Ontology annotation, molecular function: RNA binding. The coding region runs from base 88 to 498 and encodes 136 amino acids. NCBI's taxonomy places the organism in Eukaryota, Metazoa, Arthropoda, Insecta, Orthoptera, Acrididae. Gene Ontology annotation, cellular component: nucleolus. Gene Ontology annotation, biological process: endonucleolytic cleavage in ITS1 to separate SSU-rRNA from 5.8S rRNA and LSU-rRNA from tricistronic rRNA transcript (SSU-rRNA, 5.8S rRNA, LSU-rRNA); endonucleolytic cleavage in 5'-ETS of tricistronic rRNA transcript (SSU-rRNA, 5.8S rRNA, LSU-rRNA); endonucleolytic cleavage to generate mature 5'-end of SSU-rRNA from (SSU-rRNA, 5.8S rRNA, LSU-rRNA). The transcript is spliced from 3 exons. The record is from RefSeq and is a predicted model, not a curated record.
ACAAUAACUUUGGAUAGCACGUGGUACAGUUGUUGUGUGUAAUGUUUAUGUAUCGUACUUACUACGAAAGAAGUUGACAUAAGAGCGAUGUCUUUCUCAGGCAGUGUAAGUGAUGGAUCGGUUGUCGACGAUGAAAGUUUAAGUACAGACAAACAGCGAGUGCAAAGGGAAACCAGCAAGGCGAAACGUGGAAUAAUAUAUUUAUCUACAAUUCCACCGUAUAUGAACGUCACCAAAGUGAGAGAGAUUUUUGGGCAGUUUGGCGAGUUAGGAAGAGUUUAUUUACAACCAGCAGAUACAGGUAGGGAAGUCGGCAACAAAAAGAGAAAACCAGCGAAACAUUUUACAGAAGGCUGGGUUGAAUUCAAAAGAAAAAAAGUGGCCAAAUUCGUUGCACAGACCUUAAACAACACGCAGAUAGGCGGAAGAAAGAAAAGCAAAUUUUAUGACCAUAUUUGGUGCAUAAAAUAUCUGCCAAGAUUACAAGAAACAAAUUAACUAAGAUGUAAGAAGUGGAUCCCAUUUAUCUUUCAUUGGCACACUCCUUUAUCAAGAAGUAUGAGGCAGUUUUUCCCACUGUUCCAAAGUCUAGUAAUUAAUUUGUAAUUACAAAUUACAUUGAUAAAAUGUGUAAUAAUUGACAAAUUUACUGUAUAAAAUCUCUCCGCAUUCCAUGUGCAUCAUAUUUCAGUAGAAAUUUAGAUAUUUAAAAGUCUACAUCAUCUUCAUAGAUGGAAGAAGACUACUGAAAGUGAAGGCUUACUGCUGAGUUUCUGCUGAAAAUGUUCUGCAAGUAGAACAGUGAGAGAAUUUCAUACAAUUCAGGUGCUGUGAAUAACUCGCUGUCAAGUGGAGCAGGACUUUUUUAUUGCAUUGAUCAAUGAUGAGAAGUAUACUUGCAUGGGGUAAUUUGUAUUUUGUUGUACAGGAGUGUUCAUUUCUCUUUGCGUUAGUUCAGUGGGUAAACACUGACUAUAUAUAUUACAACCUUUGCUUUGUAAAUGAAAUACUGAAGAAUGACUGUCAUUGCAAAUAAUGUAAUGAAGGAUAAGAAUACUAAUAAAUAAAUAAUAGUGUUAAAUAUUAAACAUUAUGUAGUUUCAUAUACUAAAGGAUCUGAUAUUGUGUAAAUAAAUUUAAAAAUGCAACUCAAUAAAAUUAUUCCUGCAAUAAG